Pseudonaja textilis is the source of this 5324-nucleotide messenger RNA. RefSeq names its product calmodulin regulated spectrin associated protein 1 (gene CAMSAP1). Gene Ontology annotation, biological process: cytoplasmic microtubule organization; negative regulation of microtubule depolymerization; neuron projection development. Gene Ontology annotation, cellular component: microtubule minus-end. The record is from RefSeq and is a predicted model, not a curated record. Gene Ontology annotation, molecular function: spectrin binding; microtubule minus-end binding; calmodulin binding. NCBI's taxonomy places the organism in Eukaryota, Metazoa, Chordata, Lepidosauria, Squamata, Elapidae.
UCGCCCGCCCUUCUCCGCGUCCCUCUGGGGUGGCCGCGGCCCCCUCCGGCCUGGGCGCGGCCUGCGAGGCGGCGAUGGAGUAGCCGAGGCCGGGGGAAAGGCCGACGCAAGAUGGUGGAUGUUGAUAUUGGUGCCGGUGGAGAUAACGCCAGAAGAAAAAUGGAUGCUCUUACAGAUAGCAGCGCUGAGAUUGUUCCGUUAGAACUCUACGAUUCGUCCAGAGCCAAAAUAGCUGCUAAUCUACAGUGGAUUUGCGCGAAAGCUUAUGGAAUAGACAACAUCCCGGAGGAAUUAAAAGAUCCUUUUUAUAUAGACCAGUAUGAGCAGGAACACAUUAAACCGCCUGUCAUCAAGCUGCUGUUAUCCAGCGAGCUGUAUUACCGCGUCUGCAGCCUCAUUCUCAAGGGGGAUCAGGUGGCCACGCUCCAGGGACACCACUCAGUCAUCCAGGCGCUCUCUCGGAAAGGGAUUUACGUCAUGGAGAGCGACGACAACCCCGUGUCUGAUUCCGAUCUUAGCUCUGCGCCAAUCAAAAUGAGUCCUCACAUGGCCAUGAUUGAUGCUCUCAUGAUGGCCUACACCGUAGAGAUGAUCAGCAUUGAGAAAGUCGUGGCCAGCGUCAAGUGUUUUUCUACAUUCAGCGCCUCGAAGGAGUUGCCCUACGAUCUGGAGGAUGCGAUGAUAUUCUGGAUCAACAAGGUGAACCUAAAAAUGAGAGAGAUCACGGAAAAGGAGAUUAAAUUAAAACAGCAAUUACUGGAAAGCCCAGGUCAUCAGAAGGUACGUUACCGCCGAGAUCAUCUCUCGAGCCGACAGCUGCCCUUUUUCCCAUUACUUGAGGACCUGAUGAAGGAUUGUAGUGAUGGAGCCGCUUUGUUGGCUGUCAUCCAUUAUUAUUGCCCUGAACAAAUGAAGCUUGAUGAAAUUUGUUUGAAAGAGGUGACAUCGAUUGCAGACAGCAUCUAUAACAUUCAGUUGCUUCGAGAAUUUGCCAACGAGUACCUGAACAAAUGUUUUUACCUCACUUUGGAAGAUAUGUUGUAUGCCCCUUUAGUUCUAAAGCCCAACAUAAUGGUUUUCAUUGCCGAAUUAUUCUGGUGGUUUGAGAACGUCAAGCCGGAUUUUGUGCGCCCCAGGGACCCCCAAGAAGUCAAAGAUGCUAAAGCCCUCCUGCAUCAGAAGAGCAGCCGCCCGUCGGUCCCCAUCUCCAAUGCCACAAAGCGGAGUUUCAUGCCGAGUCCGGCGGUCUCCAGUGCCGCCGACACGCAGCUUGCGGGCCAGCUCUCACAGGAGGCUGGCGGCAGUGGCAAAGGAGGUCCUGCCUUCAGCCCGUCGCACCCCUUGCUGCCUUUAAGGCAGAAGCAACAGAAGACGGUCCAGGGAGAAGACACUGCAGACCAACAGCAUCGGUCUAAUUCCUUGACUCGGGCAGACGGGCAGCCUCGGGAUUCGAUCCUUGCGUGGCCGGAGAAGAAGCAAAGGCCCCUUUCACAACCGGCACCGUUUGGUCUUCACCAGGCGGUGAGCAGCGACGCAGACCCCAGCUCCGGCGAUAGCAUCAGCCUGGCCAGGUCCAUCAGCAAAGACAGCCUGGCGUCCAACAUCGUCAACAUCACCCCGAAGCAGCCUCUCCCCUCCGCCCCCGUGAAGAGCAGCGGGAAAAGCUCGCUAAACAACGUGGAGAUGGAAGACGACGAGGAAGAACUGAUCGCCAUCAUUCACCCCGGUGCCACCCCGAACCACAGCAGCCUGGAACUUCAGUACGCCCCGCCGGCUCGUUCGCCCGGCUUUGCCGGCACCGCCUGGACGCCGAAAUCCCCAAGCGAGGCUACGGAAAAUAAGCCGGAGAGCUUUUUCCUGGAACCGCUCCUGCCUGCCGUUCUACGGCCGGCCAAGGAGAAGCAGGUCACCAAUAAGGAGGACGAAUGCGGGGAAGGGAAAGCCAGAGGUUACGGGCCCAAGCGGGGGAGCGAGGGGCACCCGGCUUCGUCCCGUAAGAAAACCAAUGGUAGCCACGGCGACCACAGCCUUAAUAGGACUUUUAACCUGGGUUCGAGUUCUGAACUAACGGUGAUUGCUGGUCCCAGUUUGGCAGAGCCCCUCGUCCAUCACUUGGACGCCCAGGCGGAACCCUUUUGCCCCCAAGCCAGCAGCAGCGUGGAGCUCUCCUCUCAAGAGCGGCCCUCCGCGGGCUUCUUCCUGCAUGCCCACAAAGCGGAGGAGGCCGCCGGGUCCAGCAGCAGCAGCACCAGCCUCGGUUACCUGAAAAGCCCCAAUUCCCACCGGGCAGAGACCUCGUGGACCAUGGUCAGGCAGGACUCGGACUCGUCCAUCCUGGACAUGGAGGAAGCCGACCGGGACCUGGCGGCCGAGGAGCACCCUCUGAUCGCCAAGUACAUCGGGGAGGAAGAAUCUGCCAAGCUUCAGGAAGACAUGAAGGUCAAGGAACACGAAGACAAAGAUGACGCCAGCGGGCGGUCCAGCCCGUGCCUGAGCACCAUCUCCCAGGUGAGCAGCGUCUCCAUGGCCAGCGGCAGCGCCCGCAUGACCAGCUUUGCGGAGAGGAAGCUCCAGCGGCUGAACAGUUACGAAACCAAAUCCAGCACGAGCAGCUCACAGAAGACCACCCCCGACGGGUCGGAGUGCUGCCCGGCUCCGCUCACCACCUGGAAGCACAGGAGGGAGCAGAGCCCCACCAGGCAGAGCAGAGACAACGUCCACCUCUUGGCGUCCGAGCUGGUGCAGCUCCACAUGCAGUUGGAGGAGAAGCGGAGGGCCAUCGAGGCCCAGAAGAAGAAGGUGGAGGCCCUUUCCGCCCGGCAGAGGCUGAAGCUCGGCAAGGCGGCCUUCCUGCACGUGGUGAAGAAAGGGAAAGGGACGGAGGUCUCGCCGCCCCUGAAGCCGGAAGACUUCGCCAAAGAGUUCUCCGGGCACAACGGCGAAGUCCUGGAGGAGGACGCUUUGAACCCCAAAAUGGAGGCCUUCCUCGCCAAAGAGGAGGUGGGGGUGGGCGAGGAGGACACCCCCAGGGCGAAGGUCCAGGAAAUGGUGGGCUUCGUGGAGGAGAGCAUCUCCAGAGAGCCCACCGCCCACGAGAUCGAGAAGAGCAAGAUGGUCUCGGCGGCCCUCCUGGAGGAGACCAUCGAGUCCGCCGACCUCAACGAGUGCGACCUCUCCAUCGAAAAGCUGAACGAGACCAUCAGCACCCUCCAGCAGGCCAUCCUGAAGAUCUCGCAGCAGCAGGAGCUUCUCAUGAAGGCCCCCGCCCUCUCCGCCCCCCGAGGGGGCUCCCAGGACCCAAAGAUCAAAGCCCCCGUCCACUUUGUGGAGCCCCUCUCCCCGCCCGGCACCAACAGCCUCCGCAAACCACCCCGGCUGGGUCAAGGCCGGAGUCCCCGUGCGGGGAGGCCCUCUGAACUGAAAGUGGCCAAGGACCGUCCCCAUACCACGCCUCGCAUCAAGACCCCAACGCCCAGUGUUGACACCUUGCCCCACUUGAGACAAUUCCCACCCAGCCAUGUGCCCAAGGUGCCAGUCGAAAUGGCUCUUGAAAACCACCUGGGCCCAGGUAGCACUCCUCCGCAGGAGAAGCUUUCCUUCGAGAGUUACCGGCUGUGCGACGAUAAUCAGAGGGGGGCGUUUGUUUUGUCCUCUUCCAGGGACACAAACAUCCUCUCGGAAGCCCUCAGAGACGAGAACAGCAACGUGGAGGACUUCCGCCUCCUCGCUUGCUUGGACGUCUCCAAGGAGAACGUCUCGCUGGAAGAGCCGUCCAAGAGCAAAGGCAGCCUCAUCGAAGUGGACCUCUCGGAUUUAAAAGCCCCCGAAGAAGAAGUGGAAAGCCAGGGAAACCCUUCAGACUCAAUCAGUGAAAUGGACCAGAAGUCGGGCGUCGGGUUCUUCUUCAAGGACGAACAGAAAGCUGAAGAUGAGCUGGCAAAGAAGCGGGCCGCUUUUCUCUUAAAACAGCAGCGCAAGGCCGAAGAGACCCGGCUUCGAAAACAGCAGCUGGAGGCAGAAGUUGAACAAAAGAGGGACGAAGCUCGGCGAAAAGCUGAAGAAGACCGUGUGCGGAAGGAGGAGGAGAAAGCCCGCCGGGAGCUCAUCAAACAGGAGUAUUUACGGCGAAAGCAGCAGCAGAUUUUGGAGGAGCAGGGCUUGGGCAAACCCAGACCCAAAGCGAAGAAGCCGCGGCCCAAAUCGGUCCACCGGGAGGAAUCCUACAGCGAUUCGGGGACCAAGUGCUCCUCUACCCCUGAUAACCUGAGCAGCGCCCAGUCGGGAUCGAGUUUGUCCUUGGCCUCUGCCACAACAACCGAGCCGGAGAGCAUCCAUUCGGGAGGAACACCUUCCCAAAGAGUGGAGUCCAUGGAAUCCUUGCCCGUCUUGAGCAGGAACGCAAGCCGAAACAUGGAGCGAGAUUGGGAGAACACCUCGACCGCCUCUUCCAUUGCCUCCGUGGCCGAAUAUACCGGCCCGAAGCUCUUUAAGGAGCCCAGCAGCAAGUCCAACAAGCCCAUCAUCCACAACGCCAUCUCCCACUGCUGCCUGGCUGGGAAAGUGAAUGAGCCGCAUAAGAACUCCAUCUUGGAGGAGCUCGAGAAGAGCGAAGCCAACCACUACAUCAUCUUAUUCCGCGACGCCGGCUGCCAGUUCAGGGCCCUUUACUGCUACUAUCCUGACACUGAAGAAAUCUACAAGCUGACUGGAACGGGCCCAAAGAGCAUCGCCAAGAAAAUGAUCGACAAGCUGUACAAGUACAGCUCGGACAGGAAGCAGUUUAACCUGAUCCCGGCCAAAACCAUGUCGGUCAGCGUCGACGCGCUGACGAUCCAUAACCACUUGUGGCAAUCGAAGCGCCCUGCCGUGCCAAAGAAGACCCCGAACCGCAAAUGACGGGGGGGGGGGGGGGGCCGGCGGGACCGAAGGCAGCGUGUGGACGCUUAAGUGGCUGCCGCAGCCGUCCCUGGCUCCUUGCGGCCUUUCACGAGAGACCAGACCCAAAGCGGGGGAUUCACGACUCUCUCUCCUUUUUCUUUUAAACUUGAAGCUCUUCGUUGGCACCAGUUGGGACCCCUGUCUUCCCCUCCCUUCUUUCCGAUUCAACACUCCUGCAAAAAGGAAGACAAAAAAACCAGGACGCCGCCUCCAAGUUGGCAAAGCUGCAGUUUAGGAGGAGAAAGAAAACCCCCAGCAGCUUCUGGAUUCCUUAAAAGGAUCCUCGCCCCGACUGCAUUUUACUGCCAAUGUGAAGCCAGGCUCUCGUUUCUGGAGGGAGGGGAGGGGAGGGGGGGGGAAGGGAAGGCCAGGCCACCCCCGCCCCC